Dreissena polymorpha is the source of this 6534-nucleotide messenger RNA. RefSeq lists its product as uncharacterized. The coding region runs from base 1 to 6534 and encodes 2177 amino acids. The transcript has 6 exons. The record is from RefSeq and is a predicted model, not a curated record. Lineage: Eukaryota; Metazoa; Mollusca; Bivalvia; Myida; Dreissenidae.
AUGGUACAAAAUUUGACAAUUGCUGAAGGGGCCAAAGUGGAGUUCACUUCUACAGCACAGACAGCUUUGAUUGAGGCUGGUUCAUAUGUACACAUGACUAAGCCAGGAAAUAUCAGCUUGAGUCACCUGACCAUUCAGAGAGGCUCGGAGGCCAUAUUCACGGAGAAACCUGGAAGUGCCUUAGUACUGGACUUGGUCAAACUGAGUGUGAAGUAUGAAGGUCUCAUGUGGAUGAACAAGGGCACGAUAAACUCUGCCAAUGGUGUUGUGGAGAGCCUGGGAAUCUUGAAUGUGGACUACAUGGGCCAUGUUGAAGGCUCAGGUCCAGGAAUGGGAGGAUCAAGUGGUAGCUAUGGUUACGGUGCUGCUCAUGGUGGUCAUGGUGGAGCCCCUAAACCGAACGUUGGUGGAACACCUUAUGACUCAGUGUACAUGGCAACACACCCAGGUAGUGGUGGUGGUAAUGGUGAUGGUCAGGGGGGUAGAGGUGGUGGGUACCUCCAUUGGAUUGUGGGUGAACUGCUCUGGGUUGAUGGUGAAAUCACCUUGGAAGGAGAGGCCGGUCAGAGUGGCAAUGGUGGAGGUGGCAGUGGCGGUGGUAUACUCAUUGAGACCAUGAAUUUCACAGGCUUUGGUCACAUUGACUGCCAUGGUGGUGAGGGUAGAGGAGAUGGUGGUGGUGGCUCAGGAGGUAGAAUCUCUAUCCAUGUAGACUUCGCAAAUAAAUACAUUGGACGCCUCAACGUGGUAGGGGGCCUUGGUCGUGGUCUCCUGCCUUCAGGUGCAGCAGGGACUGUGUACAUCCAGGAAAAUGCUAGGGGUCCCCAAUAUGCUGAUAUCAAGUAUGACUCGCUGACAGGGCAAGAGGUGAUAACAGCAACUAGCAGAAGAAUUGAGAUAAACAAUGAGGAUAUUGAUAAGCAUCUGUAUACGAAUCACGCCGAGCCGUGGCUUUACACCAUGCUUUAUGAAGGAGAGCAAACAGAGUACGAGUUUGAUGAAGCCAUGCUGGAAGGACAUUCAAAUCUGCUCAUUGAGUACCCAGAUAACACCCUUAAUGGAAGCCAACCGUGGGCAGUGACAGUGAAAAUCCACUUGUUUGAAGGGGACCGCACUGGUGUUGUGAGACUGCGGGAUCGACAAAGGUUGUACGUUGAGGUUAUAGAAUCUGUCUCAAAUGAAACGAUUGCUCCUUGCAGCUUCAGAAUUGAUAAAGGCAGUGAAGCAUUCUUUCCAACAACAACAAACAUGCCUUUAAUGGAAAAUCGCGAAUAUGUCAUGGUAACAACGCCAGGAAAUUUCACCUUCCCCAUUCUUCGGAUCAUGGCUGGCGCUCAGGCUGAAUUUAGAGACAUCACUGGAUUAUGUGUGGUAACUGUAGAUGAAUUUUACGUGAAAUACCUUUCUCUACUUUUGAUGAACUUCGUCCGCAUAGACUCUAGCUAUGCCCAUAUUGAGAGCCAGGGAGAGUUAAAUAUGGAUGGGGUAGGAUACGGACCAGAGAAGGGCCCAGGUGCUGGGUUUACAAUCAAUGAUUCUCCACGCACAGGUGUCGGUGCAGGCCAUGGUGGCUAUGGUGGUGGUCCAGGUCCAGCCUAUGGCGGUGUGCCCUACAAUUCAAUUUAUGAGCCAGUGAUGGCAGGAAGCGGGGGUGGCAACAGUUCUGGUGAGGGUGGAUCAGGUGGUGGUUACCUGGAAUGGUACAAUGGCGACCUCAUUGAAAUCAACGGAUUGCUGACACUUUCUGGGGCGGAUGGAAAGGGAGGUAAUGCGGGAGGUGGCAGUGGCGGUGGUGUGCUACUUCACUCGAUGAACAUUUCAGGACAUGGUGUCAUAGCUGUCCCAGGCGGUAAUGGAGUGGGUAUAGGUGGGGGUGGGUCUGGUGGAAGAGUCUCCAUGAACUGCAAGUUCCGAUACUCUUAUGGAGGGCAGUACCUCAACUAUGGUGGUGACAGCACAGGCAGUGUAAGCAGUUCCCAUGCUGGAGCCUCUGGAACCACUUUCAUUGAGGAGAAUAAGCGAGCCCUGCAAUACCGCAUGACCAAGUAUGAUACGGUAAAAAAUACCACCUACUUUGAUGUGGAUCACCAUGUUAUACAUUCAGACAACAAACUCAAAUACAGUCCUGCGCCGACUGUCAUUCAAGAUCCGCCAAGAGAACUGUAUGAAUUUGAUGAGAUGGAAAUAACUGGCUCAACGUACACCUGGAUCUACCAUCCCAACGGUGUAGAUUUAGUGGAAGUGAUAGCACAUCUUUUCAUCGGUGACAAAACUGGUCAGUUGCACAUAAGACCCAAGCAGAAAGUCUGGGUGGAAUACAUAGAGUCUGAAUCUAACAUUACUGAAGCCCCAGUGAGCUAUAUCAUAGAUUACGGUGCCGAAGUUGUAUUCCCAGAAGAAGUGCAUAUCCAUGGUACAAACAGUACUAUUGCUGGGCAGGUAACAGGCGUUCACAAUAUGUACAUUGAGUCUGAUGCCUGGGUGGAAUUCAAAAGUACGGGAAAUACAGCUCUAUUAGUAAAUGGUGAAUACUUCAGAAAAACUGCUACAGGUCACUUUAUAUGGAAUGAACUUCACAUGAAACGCGGUGGAACUGCGGGAUUCUUGGAUAUUCUCGAUUUCCUCGUUGUAGAGACCAGUGAAAUUAAAGUCAAGUACCAAGGAAACUUAUACAUGAACAAGGCAUUUAUCAACAGCACUUACUCCUGGAUUGAAAGUGAAGGUGUCUUCCAUUUGAAUGGUCAUGGAUACAAGCAAGAGGAGGGUCCAGGGGCUGGUUUCACAAGGAAUUCCGUGGGAUGCGGUGCAGGGCAUGGUGGGUAUGGUGGAUGUUCAGACCCUAUAAACACUCCAGAGCCCUAUGGAAGUAUAUUUGACCCAUAUCUGCUCGGAAGUGGAGGUGGAAAUGGUGGUGGUGUCGGUGGUUCUGGGGGUGGAUCUCUACUCUGGGUUACAAGCCACUAUUUUGAACUCCAUGGACUUCUAGCUCUACAGGGAACUGAUGGCAAGGGAGGUAAUGCAGGCGGAGGCAGUGGUGGGUCAUUGCUCAUUAAAUCCCUGAACUUCACAGGGCAUGGUGUGAUAGACAUUGCUGGAGGAAAUGCAAGUGGUAAUGGUGGUGGUGGGUCUGGGGGCAGAGCGGCCAUUCACUGUGAAUGGCGAUACUCAUUUGGUGGAACUUUUAUCAACCAGCCUGGUCAGGGAGGAACAGCAGACAAGAGGGAAAGUCAUGCUGGGGCGGCUGGAACCUCUUUUGUGAAAAAUAACCUACGACCUCUUGAAUACAGAAUAGUCAAAUACAUGAAAGGUUCAAGCAUCAAGUACUUUGAGGUGGAUCACAGAUACAUACACAUUGAUUGCAAAAUGAUUGCAUCCCCUGUGGCCACUAUGAUUAUGGAAAAUAAUACCAGACUCUUUGAAUUUAAUGAGACAGAAGUAAAUGGAAAAGCACGCAUUUUGUUCUAUCAUCCACCAGAACUGACUGCAACAGAUAUGGUUACUGUUAUAAUCCACAGAUUCUAUGGAGAUAGGACCGGACAGGUUCAUGUGAGAAGUAACCAGCUGAUUUAUGUGGAAUACAUUGAGUCAGAAUCCAACAGGACUGAGGCACCAGUGAGCUACAUCAUUGAUGCAGGAGCAGAGGUUGUGUUCCCUACUGAAGUGCACAUGCAAGGCAUUAACACAACUCUAGCUGGCCAAAUAACGGGAGUACAUCACUUGUACAUUCAGGAUGGCUGCGAACUAGUCACUGAAAGCACUUCUCAGACUGCUCAACUGGUAGACGAGAAAAAAGUGGAGCUCACCGAACCAGGCAAUUUCAGACUUCCCACAAUCAAUAUAAUGCUUGAGGGUAUCCUACAAUUCAGGAAGAUUGAAACAGACUUCACAAUCAGUGCUGCUUUCCUGCAACUCAAGUAUGGAGGAAUCAUUUACAUGAAUCACGGUUUUGUAGAGGCAGGAGAAAUUGACAUUGAAACCACUGGAGAGUUCAGUCUUGAAGGCAGAGGCCAUCCUGCAAUGCAAGGGCCAGGAGCUGGGGCAGGUCUCAAUGGAGGCAGCUAUGGAGGAGUGGGAUAUGGUGGCAAUGACGAUCUGGCUUAUGGCUCUCUGUUUACUCCUAAAGAUCUUGGUAGUGGUGGAGGUGGCAGCACUGGUGGAGCUGGUGGAGGUUUUGUGAACUUCACCGUCGGGAGACGCUUCCACAUAGACGGAAUCAUUGAUGCCUACGGCCUGGCAGCGAGUGGCAACGGAGGAGGUGGAAGUGGUGGCAGUGUGCUGAUCAAGGCCUACAAUAUGUCUGGCAACGGUGUGAUUGAUGUAUCUGGAGGGAAAGGCAGUGGGUCCGGUGGUGGUGGAAGUGGUGGGAGACUGGCAGCUCAUAUUGAUAGUACCAAUGAGUACGGAGGGGCUUACAAAGGUAUGGGAGGCGUUCAUGGGAAUGGGGACCUUAACCAUGCUGGUGGACCAGGAACAAUUUACAAAUAUGAGUCAUCACGAGGCCCAACGUAUCGUGAACUGAAGUACAACCCACGUUUGAAUAAAACUGAAAUCAAACCAGAACACACGAAACUCACAAUUGAUAAUGGCUACUGGAAAACAACCAACCCAGGUAUAGUAAUGGAAAAGGACAGUGAUUACUAUGAAUUUGAUGAAGUGCAAGUUGAAGGCUACAGCUAUGUGCAUUUCUACCACCCUGACACCGCGGAUGUUAUACAAGUGAAGAUCCACGAGCUUACAGGAGACAGAAAAGGAAUGGUUCGAGUACAGAGUCGACAACAGGUCAUGGUAAAGUUUGUGGCAGCUACCCAUACUUACAUGGACUCCCCGUGUGGUUUCCAUGUGGACCCCUAUGGAGAACUUAUACUUCCUUCCACUUAUGUCAUGUUGACAGAACAAACAAUCAUAAGUGGUCUGCUCAUUGGUGUUGAAGAACUGAUAAUUGAAAGAGAUGCAGAAUUCGUCAUAAAUUUAAAUGCAAGCACAUCAGAUGUCACUAGAAUCACCAUGGGAACCAUGCAACCAACCAAUCCAGGCAUUUUCAACAUUCAACAGAUCUCAACAAAUAACCUUGGUUUGUUCACCAUUGACAUGAACCCUCGACACCUUGUCUUGAGCAGCGCCAAUUUUACCAUCCGAAAUGGUGGGAAAGUGGAUAUAAAUACACAAAAAGUAACACUGGAUGUUGCCUACCUUGAUGUUGAGAAGGGAGGCUUGCUGGAUGGAUCAGAAAGUGGAUAUGCCCGGCAAACAGGUCCAGGGGCAGGGUCUUCAACCUCAUUGGAUGGAAGUGGCGGUGGUCUCGCCAGUAAAGGUGGGCCAUCAUACCACGGCUCAGCGGGAGGGUCACCUUACGGACGCACUGACUGCUCUGGUGAAGAGUUGGGCAGCGGAGGUGGUGGAGAGAAUGGAGGUGCAGGGGGCAGCUACAUACGCUUGGUUGUAGGAACGCAACUGACAAACUAUGGCACAAUCUCUUCCAAUGGUGUUGCGGGCACUACAACAUACGGCAGUGGAGGUGGCAGUGGUGGAACAAUAAGCAUAAAUGCCGGGUCUCUAGUUGGACAGGGUACUGUCACGGUGAAUGGGGGUCGUGCAUACUACUUUGGGGAUAUCCAUGGCAAUACAGUUGGUAAUGGAGGUGGGUCAGGAGGUCGUAUCUGUAUCAACCUGCGGGAGCCCCUACAGUACCUGGGAACUCUGAGCGCUACAGGAGGCAUUUCACGAGAUGGUUACCAUGGCUCCCCAGGUACUGUCUACGUCGUGUCCACUGUCGGGGAUGACGUGACCUCGCACCUGUGGUCAGACCACAACAACAAUGCCUGGGGAUGUGAGAAACACGCUGUCUAUGUUGACGUGGACACCCUCACUUACAUCCACCCCUUGAGGGAUGCAUGCAUACAUCCAACAUCAGAUAUAACAAUCUCAUACAUUGGAGGUGAUGGUCUUGGUACAGUCUACAUAGACUCAGGUGACACGCUGUCUCUAGCAGUGGGUCAGACACGCACCUACAUCCAGUCAUCCCUCUAUGUGGCAGGCACAGCUAACCUCCCACCUUCUGCAAUAGCCGAGCAGUCUGUCACAUGCGCCGGAACUUUUGUGGGAGUUGAGCACUGGUACUCAAGAGGUCACACCAAUCUUCUCGCAUCUGGUCAGUCCAAGCUCUCUUCGGGCGCAUCCCACCCUGGCAAAUACUACUUUUCGACUUUCACGGCACUCAGCGAUGGCAAGUUCACGCUGAUGGAUACUAACGACUACAACGUCAUCACUGGACUAGCCCUUGUGACCACCACGUUCCACAUGGAGGGGAAUUCCGACGGCUAUGUGAAUAACUCGGUCUCCAUAAGCAGCCACCUGGUUGAGAUAGAGAAGCGCUCGGUGUUGGAUGGCCUUGGUCGUGGGUAUGGAGCUAGUGCAGGCAGUGGGGCUGGAUGCAGUACCAGCUGUGGGUCUGGUGGAGGGCAUGGAGGUAGUGGAGCAUCUUGCUCAGGUUGCAACAGCUGUGCUGGUGGAUCCACUUACGACAGGUAUCAGUAG